ACACACAGGGCAUGAUUUACUAAAACUAGAGAGGUCAAAAUCUGGUGCAGCUGUGCAUGGUAGCCAAUCAGCUUCUAACUUCAGUUUGUUCAGUUACCCUAGGUUCACAUCUGUGCGGGUGGUGCCGCUGCGGAUACACACGAAAAUCCAUGCAGCCGCACCACCCACACAGAGAAAUGCGGACCCGCAGGCGGGUGCCAUUAGUUCUAAUGGCACACUGCCCGCACUGGAAAACGCAACCGUACUGGGAACUGAGGACUUCUUCCCUGUGUGUCACAGGCAAAUUAAUGGGCCCUCGUGCCCGUGCCAAACGC
Staurois parvus is the source of this 314-nucleotide messenger RNA. NCBI's taxonomy places the organism in Eukaryota, Metazoa, Chordata, Amphibia, Anura, Ranidae. The record is from the annotation of a GenBank genome assembly.